Messenger RNA from Phoenix dactylifera (date palm), 4134 nucleotides. The record is from RefSeq and is a predicted model, not a curated record. NCBI's taxonomy places the organism in Eukaryota, Viridiplantae, Streptophyta, Magnoliopsida, Arecales, Arecaceae.
UACUUACCGAAGGUCCCUGAAAUUCAAAAGCUAGAAGACUAAAGACAGAAAGCAAGCACUAUUUUUAGAUUUAAUAAAGAGUAACUAAUCUAAGCUUAGUGAAGCACCACUGAAAGCUCAUAUAGAGCUGUAAGCACUUAUGAAUCAAAUAAUACAUUAUCUUACCAAAAAAUGUAACUAAUAUUUACAGUAAUAUUAAAUUAAGUACUAGACAUGGGCAACGCACUUGAGAGGGUAGGUAAGCAGAAUGAGGGCAAGACCUCUUUUGCCUGGUCGGUGAGCAUUCAAGCAACUUUAAAGACUUUUUGCAUGGUUUUUGAAUCAUGGCUGCAAGAGAUGGCACCUCUUUCUGCAUUUGAUAAUUUGAAACACUGUGCCUAAAGAUGAGGGGUGGCUCAAGCACGGACACAGAGAAGAUUGGGAAUCUCUAACAUAAAGUGCGGUGAUAAGAAAGCAGUGGAGGAUGAUACCCAAAAUAAAAAGAAAGCAGUGGAGGAAAGUCAUGGGAAACCAAAAUUAAAAAGCCUGCUUGCACAUGAAGUUGAGAACUUCUUUUCCCCUUGCUUACUGUUUUUAACACUAUACUUUGCACAGCUAAGAAUUCCACUACCACUCUCUUUAAUUCCCUCAGCAUCACCCAUAUCAAUUACCUCCACCUCCAGCGCUCUCCAACGCUACCACACUGCAAAGAAGCCCGCAACCUAAUAUAUAUGAGUGACAAAGCCACCCCAACUCUUUGAGAAGCCACACCACCAGCCAGAAAGCCACAUCACCAUGGCCGCCAUGGCCCGGAAGCUCAUAGUCGAGGUUGUGGAGGCUCGCAACCUCCUUCCCAAGGAUGGGAUGGGGACUUCGAGCCCGUUUGUCACGAUAGACUUUGAUGGGCAGCGGAAGAAGACUCGGACAAUCCUGCGCGACCUCAACCCUGUAUGGAAUGAGGUGCUGGGGUUCAAUGUCACCGGUGCCCUCGACGUGGCCAGUGAGCCGUUGGAGGCCAUCGUGUACCACGAUCAGAAAGUGGGGCCCAGCCGGAGGAACAAUUUCCUCGGGCGGGUCCGGCUAGACCCCCGGCAGUUUGUGAAGAAGGGUGAGGAGGCCCUCAUACACUUCCCGUUGGAGAAGAAGAGCUUCUUCGGCUGGAUCCGAGGCGACAUCGGCCUGAGAAUUUAUUAUGUCGAUGAACUCCUCCCUGAUCCGUCCCCACCUCCACCAGAUGCCGCUGCAAAUACUGGUGAGCCGGCAGCUCCGCCGCUGGCAGAAGGUGGAGAUCCAGCACCUCCGGUGCCGGAGGCCAAUGCUCCAGAAGCUGCACAGACUGGAGCACCGGCGGAACCUCCGAAGGAGACCGAGCCGGCACCUCCUGCAGAGCAAUCCUCUGAGGACGUUAAGCCAGGACCUGAAGUUCCGCCGCCACCGGCCUCCCCAGAAACUAAUGCCAAUGCCGAUACGCCAACAGAAUCGGACACUCCAGCAACAUCAUCGGAGAAUGGCAUGGAGCAUGCGGAAGCAACUGAUCAGGCCUCACAGACACAAGAAGCCGACUCGCCAUCUCCACCAGAAUCUGGUGCUGAAGCCCAACCACCCCCGCCACCAGCAGCGGAUGCAGAAAAAGAAGCCAUUCUCAAGUGGGUCCCGCAGCCACGGCAAGUAGAGCCACCGCUGGAGGCCAGGGAACGCUCCACCUUUGAUCUGGUGGACAAGAUGCAAUACCUGUUCGUCCGUGUCGUCCGUGCCCGGUCGCUUCCAGGCGGCGCUAAGCCCCACGUCAGGGUGGCGGCCUUCGGCCGGCACGUCAGCACCAGGACGGCGCGGAGGGCGGCCUUCUUCGAGUGGGAGCAGACGUUUGCCUUCGCUCGCGACCCCUUGGCUGACUCCUCCACUUUGGAGGUCUCUGUGUGGGACCUUCCGCCUGAAUCCGGCCUCAACGCCGAUGACGACAAGCACUUCCUCGGCGGCAUCUGCUUCGACGUGUCCGAGGUGCCCAUGCGGGACCCACCGGAUAGCCCACUGGCCCCACAAUGGUACCGCCUCGAGGGCGGCCGAGUCCGCGGCGCGGACCUAAUGGUCGCCACGUGGACAGGCACCCAGGCCGACGAGUCGUUCGCCAGCUCGUGGAAGGCCGACACGCCAGCCAGCCACGCCAGCUCCCGGUCGAAGGUCUACGUCUCCCCGAAGCUCUGGUACCUCCGGGCCACCGUCAUCGAGGCCCAAGACACCCUGACGGUGCAACCCAAGGAAUCCGGGAUCUCUGUCCGGGUGAGUUUAGCUUUUCAGGUGCUCAGGACCCGAAACGCCGUCAGUCGCAACGGCGCGCCGUCGUGGAACGAGGACUUAAUCUUCGUGGCGGCCGAACCAUUGGGGGAGGACCAAAAGCUAGUGCUCUCUCUCGAGAUCCGCCACGGGAAGGACACAGUCGUCGUCGGGACCGCCGAGAUCCCGCUUUCAUCGGUCGAGCGCCGCGUCGAUGACCGGAAGGUUGCCUCCCGGUGGCUGGACGUCCUCCCAGUCGAGGUGACAAGGAAGGGGAGGAAGAGCCGCCACAUGACCAGCAGCCGGCUGCACGUGCGGGUCUGUCUCGACGGGGGUUACCACGUGGCGGACGAGCCCCCGCAUUCAAGCAGCGACUUCCGGCCUUCGGCGAGGCAGCUGUGGCGGCCACCGGUCGGGUUGGUGGAGCUUGGGAUCAUCGGGUGCCGGGGGCUCCUCCCCAUGCGGACCGUCGACGGGAAGGGCUCCACCGACGCCUUCGCGGUCGCCAAAUAUGGACCCAAGUGGGCCCGCACCCGCACCAUGGCCGACAGCUUCGACCCAGCCUGGAAUGAGCAGUACACGUGGCCGGUCUACGACCCGUGCACCGUCCUCACCGUGGCCGUCUUCGAUGGCUCCAUGGACGCCGCAUGCCGCCCGAUGGGGAAGAUCCGGAUUCGGAUCUCCACGCUAGAGACCGACCGGGCCUACCGCGGCUCCUACCCGCUUCUCCUCGUCCUCCCCUCCGGGGUGAAGCGGAUGGGGGAGAUCGAGCUCGCCGUGCGGUUCACUCCGGCCCGAUCCACGCUGGACCUCCUCCACAUGUACGGGCAGCCGAUGCAGCCCCUGAUCCACCAUCUCCGCCCGAUCAGGGGGCCGCAGCGGGAGCCGCUGCGGCUGGCUGCAGCCAGCAUCAUCGCCGGCCACCUAUCCCGGUCGGAGCCGUCGCUGAAGAGGGAGGUGGUGAUGUGGAUGCUGGACGCGGCGGAGCCCCGGGGUUUCAGCAUGCGGAAGGUGCGGGCCAACUGGCACCGGAUAGUGGUGGCGCUGGGCUGGGUCGCCGACACGGCGCGAUGGGUGGAGGACACGCGGACAUGGCGGAACCCGACCUCGACGAUGCUGGCGCACGGGGUGCUGGUGCUGCUGGUUUGGUACCCGGAGCUGGCGGGGCCGACGCUGGCGCUCCAUGCGUUCGCCGUGGGCGCAUGGAGGUACCGGUGGCGGGCACGGGGCCCGGCGCCGCACCCGUGCGUGCGGUCUUCUCAGGCAGAGGGCGCGGACAGGGAGGAGAUCGAUGAGGAGAUGGACCCGGUGCCGAGCGUCAGAGGGACGGAGGUGGUGAGGGCGAGGUAUGACCGGCUGCGCGGGGUGGCGGCAAGGGUGCAGACGAUGCUCGGGGACGUGGCUGCGCAGGCGGAGCGUGUGCAGGCGCUGGUGACAUGGCGAGACCCGCGGGCAACAGGGAUCUUCGUGGCUCUGUGUUUCUUGGUGUCGAUGGUACUCUACUUGGUUCCGGUCAAGUUGGUGGCAGCAGUUGUGGGGUUCUACUAUCUGAGGCACCCCAUGUUUCGGGAUUGCAAGCCUCCGACGGCCAUCAACUUCUUCCGGAGGCUUCCCUCACUUUCGGAUCGCAUCAUCUAAAUAGAGCACGCUUAAAUUUCAAUGAUAGAAGACGUGGUCAGGGGUUGGCUACCCUUUUUUACCAAUCCAUGGUCUAUCUCAGCUAGAUAAUUUCAAGUUCGGUCAUUUAAUAAAAAACACUAUCGUAAUAUUGACCGUUGCUCGAGAUUAUCCGAAGCUUACCUCAUCUUUUCUUUGGUUGCUGCAGCUAAUGAACAAGAUCAACAAGAACUAAUAAGAACAAAGAACUGAAGAUACUGUCCGCCA